This is a messenger RNA of Pogonomyrmex barbatus (red harvester ant), 3614 nucleotides long. RefSeq names its product caprin family member (gene Capr). Gene Ontology annotation, molecular function: RNA binding. Gene Ontology annotation, cellular component: cytoplasm. Lineage: Eukaryota; Metazoa; Arthropoda; Insecta; Hymenoptera; Formicidae. The record is from RefSeq and is a predicted model, not a curated record.
CCCUCCUCCACCCUUCCCCUCCCACUUGCGACUUGUUCAACUUUGGUUAGCAUCCCGAGUUCCAGUUCGUGUUUGUUGCCCGUGAAGGAUGCCUUCUGCCAACCCUAAACUAGAAAAACAGGCCUCUACGGAGACCGUGGAACCCUUACGCCAAGCGAUUAUCGUAAUCGAGCACAAGAUACGAAAUCUCGAGAAGCGUAAGGGUAAGCUUGAAUCAUACAGAGAUCUGCAAAAAAAUGGUAGAGAAUUAAAUUCUGACCAAAAGAUAGCAGUAGCUAAGUAUGACGAAGUACUACAAACACUGGACAUUACACGGGACUUGUAUAAGCAAAUCGUCAACAUUGCCAAUGAUUCUGCUAAACAACAGAAAAAGUUGGCGCGGAAAGAGGCUGUGGAACGUAUGCAACAAGAUAUCGCAAAAGUGAAAGAAGUAUUACUUAUCCAACAAAUCUUGAUAAGUAUAAACACUGAUUCUGUUAGAGAUGACUUUUUUUAUGGAAAAAAUGGCGCUAUAAAACUGUCGGAAGAAGAAUUCAAGCAUUUAGACAACUUGUAUAAUGAGAUGAUGAUAAAACAACAGCGUGAGGAAGGUGAUCUGACGUUCGUUCAGCAAGCUCAAAAAGUAGCGGAGCAUUAUGUUGCAAUUGUGGAUGGAAAACAACGUGAAGUUAGCGGCACUACUUACAAUAAAUUGAAGGAAAUAUUUGCAAAAAUAAGUCAAUGUGGCUACUUCGAUCAAGUUCACGAAUGUUCAGAAGUGGCACCAAUAGAAGAGAUCACCGAAACUAUGGUGGAGACAAAAAUUACCAACACACAGGCAACACAGGAACAAGUCAAUGAGGAAUAUAGCAAUGGCAAUGACAGGCACAUUCCACCGGAAUCCAUGAUACCUAUUCCAAAUUUUCCAGUUCAAGUUACUACCCUUCCCGUUGUCUCGGGCGCAGCUCCAGUCUCGGGACCCAUACCGGUUGUACCACAGCCGUUGCCUCAUCCUCCUGGGCCAGUCGAUACUCCUUAUUAUACAAACGCCACUAAUUUCGUUCCACAAGCACAACAGCAGCAGCAACAGCAGCAACAACAACAGCAGCCGCAGCAACCGCAAGCUCAGCAAUCUCAACAGCAGCCUCCACCGGCACCACGUAUCAAUGAUGUUAUAGGGACACCCAAUUUCUUUUUCUUGCAAGAAUCCGAGCUGGAUUCACCGGAUGUCACGUCGCAAGCACCUAUCGUAUCGCACAUUCCUCCCACAGUUAACGCGCCCAUUCCCUCGCAGACUUUCACAAAUCAGAACUUUGCAAAUGCACCUGUGGGUGUACCUCAGCAGGUUAUAUAUCAACACCAACCGCCGCAGGAUAUGUCGCACAUUCCCGGUUUCGCGAAUCCUAAUCCACCACCGCCGAUUCCGAUGCCACCCUCUCAUCAGCAGCCAAAUAUGCAAUAUAGCCCACAACACCCAACUAGUUUUCAGCCACAGCAGCAACAGAAUGCUGCACAGCAAUUGCCCCAACAAGGGCAGAUGCAAAAUUUCAAUGAGCAAACGCAUCCGCAAGAAUCUCAAACCUCCACAGAGGAAAAGACAGAAAAUGGCCAAAAUGAAAUUACGGACUCAACACUGGAACAGCCAAAUGAAUCUAUUGAUUGGUGUCAGAUGACUGAAACCAACGAUUGGAAUCAAUCCGAUCAACAACAACAAUCUGUCCAAGAUUGCCAACAAACAUCCCAACAGACAUCCCAACAGACUUGGGUGCCAGAUCAACGUGGAUAUAGAGGAAGGGGAGGCAGGAGAGGAACCUCUAAUAACUAUAAUGGCAGAGGCAGGGGAAAUUAUCAGCAAAACGGACGCGGAGGACAAGGUACGUAUUAUCGCAACGAUAGUAAUUAUCAAAACGGAUAUCAGCAACGUGCCUGGGGUAACAACGAAGGAAAUAACGGAUACAACAGCGGCUUCAAACGUGGCAGUGGCGGAGGAUCAAGGGGUGCACGCAACGAACGCGUUAGUCGCGGACAAUUCAGAGGGCAAAGGGGAAACAACCGCGGUGGAUACGCACCACGUGGCAAGCCUCACACGCAAUAAGGAAGAAAGAAAAACGCUGCAACUAGCGUAAAUGCACAGUAAAAUACACUAAUGCUCUGCGAUUACGAUUCAACUGUCUAUUUAUGAAAAAGCUUAAGUCGGAACAAUGCAUUUGCGAUACGAGGUGAAACUUUAAGUAGAUAUCGUGCAGCAUGCUUAAGAAUAUUAUAUACACAAUAUCUUUGAUAUUAAAGAUUGAUUAAGUAUAUUAAGUCAUUAGUUUUAGUAAUACAGAUUUAACUGUGUUACAUGAUUUUUUUAUCUAUUGCGUGUUCACACGGAUAUUAAGUAAUUUUGAGAAGAUAAAGUUGUAUACAAAACACAUCUUGCAUCUAAUGUGUAUCAUAUGAAAUUAUGUAUGAUACGAACGCGUUUGAAGAAUCUUACACUGGCAUUUGCGAAGAUUUGCGGCUUAGGAUGUUUCUUAAAUAUGACAUUGAACAAAUGAAACAUUGCAUUUUGAAUUCGGUAUUUGUAAUUAUGAGAAGAAAAUUAAUGAUAAUAAAAGAAAAGAGAUGAUGCAGAGAUAACAUUGUGAUAUGUGAAGAUAAAACAACCAAAUUUCAGAAGUGUGAACCUACCGUGCAAGUAUUAUUGUAUCGUGACAGAAGGCAGGUUUCACAGGGCAACAACAGCUGAUUAACAAAGAUUAGAAAAAAAAUAAUUUUAUUAUAAAAAAAUACAAAAAAACCGAGAACUCAUACAAACAUUUCAUGUAAAGACUACAAGAACGUAUUUAAAGAUAACGUUAAGAUGAUAAUAAGUAUAUUGAUAGGCGAUUUGCACGACCAUCUCUUUGUCUUGCGCAUCAUUUCAGAACGAAUUUUCUAAGAUACCAGAAAAAAGAGGAUAUAGUGAGCAACGCUUUCUAAGCCGCUAAAAAUAUUUUAUCGCGUAUUCCAUAUUUGCGAUGUACGAAUGUAAACAAUCGAGAUUCAUCAAAAGAAUCAUAGCUCGAGAGUUGUAGAUGAAUUACGAUAUGUGAAAAUUUGUAAGAUUUUUUUUUCCAUAUAAAAACGUGUUGUGAUAUACAUAUAAAAAAUUGUCAUCGCUCCUUCUCCCGUUUUUUCUGUGUGAUUCCAAAAUUCUUCACAGUGAUCGCGCCCACGCAGUCAUGGCCAAGCGAAAGAGAUUGCGGUGCAAUGUCUUCGUUUACGGUGUAACGCAUUACCUGAUUUUUUUGUAUUACGAGAAAAAGGAAAAAACAUGAUUAUUUUUAAAAUGGAGAAAACGAUUAGUGUGCGAGGCUUUAACGUAUAAGUCGAGUUUAUUGUACAAUUAUUAACUAGACUUUGGAGAAAGAAGAAAGAGAGAAAGGAGAGAGAGAGAGAGAGAAAGAGAAGGAAAGAGAGAGAAAAGAAGUGUUUCUUAUACUGUGCCGCCAAUAAGCCACACACCACACCGAUGAAAAGUACUGUUUAUUGUAUUUCGUUUGUAUAUUUGUGUUUAAUCACUAUCCCCUACCUCCCCCAUCUCGAUUACGUUAAACUAUCCUAUGAAUACCUGUGUAUCUUCCAAAUAAAGAUCUAAUUCAACCGCA